Messenger RNA from Linum trigynum, 2464 nucleotides. Lineage: Eukaryota; Viridiplantae; Streptophyta; Magnoliopsida; Malpighiales; Linaceae. The record is from the annotation of a GenBank genome assembly.
CCGGUGGGUGAUACGUUUUGUGGACUCCAUAGUCAGGGAGUGCAUAGUCAUGGUUGCCGGGUAUGAGCUGGAGGCAAAUCUCAUGUUGCUUCCCUUUGGUGAGUUUGACACCAUCUUGGGGAGGGACUGGCUAUCCAAGCACAGAGCGUUGGUGGACUGUUUUAACAAGGAGGUUCGGUUUGACAUAGAAGGAAGAUGAGUAGCGAUAUUCAAGGGGAUACGGAGGGCCAUUCCAACGAGCCUAAAAUCUGCAACCACCGCAUUCUCGCUAAUCCAUGAUGGGUGUGAAGCUUACUUGGCCUACGUUAUGGCGACACCAGAGGUUAAAUUCUAAGAGGUGGAAAUCAUGAAUGAGUUUCCUGACGUGUUUCCAAAAGAUCUUCAUGGGUUACCUCCGAGGAGAGAGAUUGAGUUUGACAUCGAAGUGGUGUCGGGUACUGCCCCAAUCUCCAUACCACCAUACCGAAUGGCGCCAGUAGAACUCAAGGAGCUAAAGGAGCAAUUGCAAGAACUGGUAGACAAGGGAUUCAUUCGCCCCAGUAUAUCCCCAUGGGGAGCCCCAGUGCUCUUCGUGAAGAAGAAAGAUGGGAGUUAUGCGUUUUGGCAAGAAGGGCAAAUUGAGCCCUAGAUACAUCGGGCCAUACGAAGUGCUGGAGCGAGUGGGCCCUCUGGCUUAUAGAUUGGCACUACCUCCAAACUUGUCCAAGAUCCAUAAUGUCUUCCAUGUUAGUAUGCUCAAGGGGUACAAAUCAGAUCCCACCCACAUUGUUAGGUUGGAAGAUAUCCAACUCGAUAGUGAUAUGACCUAUACGGAGGAACCGGUUGGGAUUAUUGACCGCCAGGAUAAAGAACUACGAAGGAAGAAGUUCCCUAUGGUGAAGGUGGUGUGGAGGAACCAAGGCAUAGAAGCGGCUACCUGGGAGAUCGAGGAGGAUAUGAGGAAGAAAUAUCCUGAGUUGUUUCUCGAUAUACCCUUGUAAUCGGUAGAUUUAGUAACAUGUUAUUAAGUCGGCGGUAAUAAGAGUGGAGACUAGUAUACCUUUAUUUAGUCUUAUGACCUCAAUUUCGAGGACGAAAUUUUCUUAAGGGAGAGGGAAAUGUCACACCCGAUACACUCAUACCCCUGUGCUUCCUAAAAUACCCUUUUCAAUGCAAUUAACCCUAGCUAAGCCUCUCCCACCCUCGGCUCACACUUUCCCUUUAGAUUAACUUAAAACUAAAAUUUAUGGAACCAAAAUCCAAGCCGCCGCAAACUCCAUCCCACCUCCGUCGUGUAAGACCCAACCGCGAAUCACCGGCGUGAGUAGAGGCAAGAAGAAGUGCUCCGCCAUCUCUCGCCACCUCCCCGCGCCGCAACCGCAUUGUCGUUCCGUUGCCCCCAGCUCGUCCGAUCGCGUCCUAGGAGGUAAGAAUGGCGGCACUGACUUUCCUUUCCAAUCCCAGGUCGGGCUUUAGCUAACCGAUUCAUGGUUUCUUCAUAAUGUCAACAGCGGCGACGGGAGGAAUGUAGACGCCAGCCGCCGAACUCAUCCUCUCUCCGAUCGACCCAACCAACACCCUCGAAUUCACUCAUUCUCCUUGACCUCAAGUGGUAAUGAUCUCGAUCCCAACUGGUCUCCAAGCUCGGUUUAAGCCUUGAAUAACCCAAAGCACGUAUAUUUGAUCCUAGCUUCGACGUCGACGUUGCGGGAGGUUAAACAACGUUCAAGCAAGGGGAGACCUACGCUCGGGAUCAUCAAAUACGGUUGUGGAGUCGUGUUGGAGGUAAGGUAUCGAAUCCCCAACGUUUAACAUGAAUCAAAUAUGGAUAUAUGCGUUCAUGCUUGUUUAGGAGUUUUAGCGAUGGGAUUUACAGGGCUUUAGUGACGGAUUUUGAGCUGUCACUAAAACUUCUGGGAAUUUCUAGAUCAGCCCCCUUAGAUUUAAAUGCAAUUGAUUUGGUCCCUGAACUUUGGUAUUUUACCAGAAACACCCCAAAGUUGCUAUUUGAUAAAAUUGAUUCUUACAUAAACCAAACAAUUGGAGUGGUAGUGAUUAGUAAUUUAUAAAUUACUAAUCCAAGACUUAGGAAGUAAAACCAUGGACCGUAUAGGUAAAUUGAGUUUGUGAUUGAUUUGUUAGUUAAUAUGUCUUAAUUUAUAUAGACCAAUUAUAAAUACGAUACUAGUUAGUUAAUAAGUUAUAACGAAAUUCUUUAUAUAUAUAUAUAUAUAUUUUAGUAGUUAGCAUAUUUUAAAUUCUUGUUUUAUCAAGCUUCUUAAAAAUACUUAAUGGAUAGUAAAAUUCAAUAAUAUGUUCAAGAUAUUAGGAAAUUUCGCAAGUCAAAUUAAUAAUGAAUUAGCAAGCCCUUACCUCGCAAAUAUCGCGAGGUAGUCCCAAGCCAUGGAAGCCGUCGCUAGAACUCGAAAAUCCCACCGAUCUAACAUCGGAUUCCGCCAUAGGUUCAUAAAUGCGAAUUACCAGU